UUCUUCAGCAGAACACCCACGGCUGCUGUAGAGAGAGGCCGAGGCUUGGCUACAUCCACAGAGCCCAACCCUGCACUAAACUCAGCCUCAGAAAACAUCUGAAAUGAUGCAAGGCCUUCUGGUCAUCUGCUUCCUUGCCACCUUCAUCGCUACAGGGGCAUCUUUGACGUGUGAGGUCUGUGAAGGUUUUGGAGACACCUGCAUGGGACCCUUACAGACGUGCCUCCCUGGUUUCGAUACCUGUGGCAUCAUCCAAGGGGAGACUACCGUGGGACCCCACAUGAAGACCAUCAUGAAGUCCUGCUUCCCAGUCAGCAGAUGUGAUGAAGGUCUCACUGUUUUAAAUUUAGGCAAAGCUGGAACAAUGGCGAGGAGACUCACGUGCUGCGUGGGGAACGGGUGUGCAAAGGUCCCUCCUCCCUUGCCACCCAUCAACACCUCUCUCAAUGGGAAAAAAUGCCCAACUUGUUAUUCUAUGCAAAGUUUCACAUGCAAGGAAGAGAUCAACCAUUGCGCUGGAGAUGAGCACUAUUGCUUUGAGCUGGCUGGGACGACAGACAUAGCGGGAAUGACCAUAACAAGCGUCAUCAAGGGCUGCUCUAACAUGGCUUCUUGCAACGAUACACUUCAGCGUUCAGGCUCCUUUGCUGGGAUGACUGUCGUCGUAACAGCCAAUUGCACGCUAGCCUCUGGGACAGCCAGCUCCAUCCCAGGAUUACUCAGUCUCUUCUUCCAAGCCUUUUCUGGAAUCCUGCUCUGGAAGAUCCUCAGUUGACUUG
Messenger RNA from Heteronotia binoei (common prickly gecko), 779 nucleotides. Its product is annotated as phospholipase A2 inhibitor gamma subunit B-like. The transcript is spliced from 5 exons. The coding region runs from base 104 to 775 and encodes 223 amino acids. Gene Ontology annotation, molecular function: phospholipase inhibitor activity. The record is from RefSeq and is a predicted model, not a curated record. Gene Ontology annotation, cellular component: extracellular region. Lineage: Eukaryota; Metazoa; Chordata; Lepidosauria; Squamata; Gekkonidae.